AUACAGAGGAGCUGUCAUCUCUCCUAUUCACAAACCCUCUGACUCCUUCCAUCCUACUCCCACUCUACAUGCCUUUCUCAUCUCUGGCUCUGCUCUAUCAGAUGUGAUUUGAUCUUUUAUCAGAACCUUGCACCCACAAGCACCUUCUUACUACCUAAGCACUGGGAAUGGAGAUGGGAUUUUCUAAGGCACUGUCAAACUCCUUUCUCUGCCACAUUGCCUUUCUUAUGUAAUUGCUGGCAAGGGAAAGAACAUACAGGAGAGGACUUUACAGGACCACUGAAAAGUCUCCCCACCAGCAAACUUCUGCACUAAGGUCUAACAAGUAAAGAAAAAAUGAGCAACAUUUAUGAAUCAGCAGCCAACACGCUUGGGAUUUUUAGCAGUCCAUGUCUUACAAAGGUGGAACUGAGAGUUUCCUGCAAGGGUAUAUCUGACAGAGAUGCACUCUCUAAACCUGAUCCUUGUGUCAUCCUGAAAAUGCAGUCUCAUGGCCAGUGGUUUGAGGUUGACAGAACAGAAAUCAUCAGAACCUGCAUCAACCCAAUCUUUUCAAAAAUUUUCACAGUGGAUUUUUAUUUUGAAGAAGUUCAGCGUCUGCGCUUUGAAGUACAUGAUAUCAGCAGCAAUCACAAUGGCCUGAAAGAUGCGGAUUUCUUGGGUGCUAUGGAGUGCACCUUGGGGCAGAUUGUGUCACAAAGAAAAUUGGCAAAAUCCUUAUUAAAACAUGGCAAUACAGCUGGGAAAUCAUCGAUAACGGUCAUUGCUGAAGAACUGUCUGGAAAUGAUGACUAUGUGGAGCUUUCUUUUAGUGCUCGGAAAUUAGAUGACAAGGAUUUUUUCAGCAAAUCUGACCCUUUUUUGGAAGCUUUUCGAAUGAAUGAUGAUGGCACUCAGCAGCUUGUUCACAGGACUGAGGUAAUUAUGAAUAACUUGAAUCCUGCUUGGAAAACUUUCAAAGUUUCACUGAAUUCCUUGUGCAGUGGUGAUCAUGACCGCAGGCUAAAGUGUAUAGUUUGGGACUGGGACUCAAAUGGAAAACAUGACUUCAUUGGAGAGUUUACUUCUACUUUCAAGGAAAUGAGAGGCGCAAUGGAAGGGAGACAGGUGCAGUGGGAAUGCAUAAAUCCUAAAUACAAAAUGAAGAAAAAAAACUACAAGAAUUCAGGCAUUGUAAUUCUUAAUCAGUGCAAGAUCCACAAGAUGCAUUCAUUUUUAGACUACAUCAUGGGCGGCUGUCAGAUACAGUUUACAGUAGCUAUUGAUUUCACUGCAUCCAACGGUGAUCCUCGAAACAGCUGCUCUCUGCACUACAUCCAUCCCUACCAGCCCAAUGAGUACUUAAAAGCCCUUGUUGCUGUGGGAGAAAUAUGCCAAGACUAUGACAGCGAUAAAAUGUUUCCAGUCUAUGGUUUUGGUGCCCGAAUACCUCCGGAUUUCAAGGUUUCCCAUGAUUUUGCCAUCAAUUUUAAUGAGGACAACCCAGAAUGUGCAGGAAUACAAGGAGUAGUAGAAGCCUACCAAAACUGCCUCCCAAAGUUACAGCUCUAUGGACCAACAAAUAUUGCGCCUAUAAUUCAGAAAGUGGCAAAGGCUGCAUCGGAGGAGACAAAUACUAUGGAAGCUACGCAAUACUUUAUCCUGUUGAUCCUCACCGAUGGCGUUAUCACUGACAUGGCUGACACUAGAGAAGCCAUAGUUCAUGCCUCUCAUCUCCCCAUGUCAGUCAUCAUUGUAGGAGUUGGUAAUGCAGAUUUCAGUGAUAUGCAGAUGCUUGAUGGUGAUGAUGGAAUAUUGAGGUCGCCUAAAGGAGAGCCUGUUUUGAGAGACAUUGUUCAGUUUGUGCCAUUUAGGAACUUCAAGCAUGCAUCCCCAGCUGCACUUGCAAAAAGUGUUCUGGCCGAAGUUCCAAACCAAGUUGUGGACUAUUACAAUGGCAAGGGAAUAAAACCAAAAUGUAUGUCAGACUACGAGUCUUCCAGGACACUAGGACCUUGAAUUACUCUGCACAAGUUUACAAUGACCCAAAACAAUAAUCAUCAUGAUAAUUAUAUAUAGCACGUUCUGGUGGUUUUUAACUUGAUUAUACUAUAUUUUUCUUGCAUGUAUAGAUGGAAGCUUGGAUCUGGGUAGCAGUUGUAUUGUUCAAGACUUUUUAUGAAAGAAAAAAAAAUCACAGCAUGUUGGCUUGGGGAAAAAAAGGUUAACAGUGUGUGUUUUUUAUACUGCUUUGUUGAAUUUUUGCAAAAUUUCUUAUCAUAUUUAAACUGUAAAGCCUUUUGAAAAAAAAAAUGCUGAUAUGUCAGAGCCAACUAUUUGAUUUCAUCUGCUGGGGAGGACAAAAAGAUUUUUUGAAAUUUGGCAGGUGCAUGGAAUAUAUUUUGCACGUUCGAAAGACCUUUCCAAUUUUAUAGUCUGUCUUCAUUUUUGAUCUAUUCUUGUAAGUGGCCCGUAAGUAGGCCUACAGAUGGCAGUUUAGCACAUGUUUAAUACAGUGCAUUCAGUCCCUAAAUAUUGUCUGUUGUAUCAGUCACUGAACAUAAAAUGUUUUUAUCCUCUGCCAGUUCACACUUCCUAGUUGGGGUAAUGUAGGUUUACUAGCUGCUAAAUACACUAUUGGCAACAUUUAUAAUGUGUGUAUAUGUACAUAUAAAAAAAGAAAGGAAAAGUUGACUACAUUUUAGCAACAGCAGCUUUUCCAUGGGCCUAUUUUUUUCUCCUCAACAAAAUCUUGGGAAAUAAAAAUAAUGAUGGCAUAUGGAGAAUAUUUGUUCAUAAAAAAGCUUAGCUUAGUGAUUCUUAUAUUCUCAGAACCUUUAGGUUUCCUAAAUAGUUUUAGAGGUAAAUUCAUUACUACUCAUACAUAUUUUUUAAUGUAUAAAGUCUAAUAUAAAUUCUUUAUUCUACAAAUAUGAUUGUGCAAAGUCAAGAGAGAGACUCAUGCUAAACUAUUUUGAUACACAGUUACCUACCAAGCAGACACAUUUUCUAGGUUUUAGACCAGAUGACAUAUUUUGCAAAAAGGAUAGCUUAUAUGCAGUCAGAAGUUUAUUUUGGCUGGUUUAUAGGCCAGAACACAUAGAACUACCUACCCAAUUACAAAAUAGAGGUAUCCCAAGUACGUUUGGCCUCUUAGAGUAAGCAAUAACCAUAUUUACCCUAGAAACAGGUACUUUAAUGGAAUCUAUAUUGAUUUCUUGUGGUUUAGUUGCCGUACUGUCAAGAUAUGAUAUAUUAUUUGAUAAGUAUAUAAGUAUAGUAUAAGUACAUACAUUCCCAUAAAAAUUCUGUACCACCAUCUCUACUGUAUUUCUAGGUUAAGCAAACAUAGAAUUUAGAUAUACAGGUUACCCUGAAAGAACUAUCAUACUAAAACUGCAGGAUUCAGAUAUAUCAUUGAGAGAAUGCAGGAGGUUGGUGCAAAGGUGCGAAGUGUCCAUAAGCCUGAACCACUGAUUGAUCUUCAAGUGGUCUUGUAAAUAUAUCUGGGAUUUGAAAGAAUGCAUUUGUUUUCUUGUAGUACAUUGAUUUAUAAUUCCAGGCUUUUAGCCAUCAUUAACAAAAGUAACCUCAGCUAAUGCCCUAUGCCAGAAGUAAUUAAGUCACUUCUCAAAACCCCACACUAAGCAAGAACAUAUGCUAAUGUUUCUGCAGUACAAAGUCCUGUUACUAGGAGGUAGUGGUUGUUCUGGGAAAUUACUUUGGUAACUUUUAUGCCUUAGAGUACUGUUUACAGGCUACCUUCCAGUCAAAAUUAAAAAAUAACUAUGGAAUGAUGAGAAUAUAUGAGAGAUUAUUUAUGAAUGGAAUGAUGUACAGAAUGUUGUGGUUCCUGCACCAAUAAGAACACAAAUUAGUUGCAGCACGUUUUUUUUUAGUGUAGACGACAGCAUCAAUAAUGGCAUUUACAUAUGAUUAACUGAGGGAGAGUUACUAGCUAUAGACUGUCAUCCCAGUGUUACCUUGAUUCCACGCACACAACAUGCAACUGUGCACAAUUCAUCAAACAGGUUGAAUAGGUGCACUACCCCCCCCCCCCAUUGGGACACUAGGCACAGUGUUCCAGCUCUCACUCCUUAUGUGCAUGCAUGUGACAUCACACACAUGCGCAUAACAAACAGGUAAGAAGACUAGGUUAUUCUAAAUAUAUACUCCUACCUAGAUGGCAUUAGUAGGUAAUAAUACUUUCUUGCAAGCAUGGAAACUUUUUCUCCCAAGUGCCUUGUGCUAUUAUCCAUAUUUUUUAAUUUAAUGGUUUCACAGUCUGCAACCAUGACUAUAACACAAAAAUACCACUACUGGUUGCUACUAAGCAUACUGUCAGGCAAGACUAAAUCAGCAUGUACUCAAAGAUCCAUGUAGGGGUACCAUAGUAGUGCUGCUCUGGACUCUUGCAUUUCAAGGCUCACACCCAAAAGCAGCAACUUGUCCAAUCGCUACGGUAUUAACUAUGUACUGGCCUCCUGAACUGCAUCACCUUUUUAGCAUAUAUCAUGAAAAACAGCAUGCAAGUAGCAAGCAGGAUGAAAUGCGCAUAUUAGCAUCAAUAUAUGUUGUGGUUGUAGUAACUUGCUUUCCCACCACUUAGUAGUGUCACCACCCUCUAGCUAGGCCUGGGAGUCCCCCUUCUGAACAGAGAGGAUGACAUAGAAGCCCCUAUUAGUGGGAAAGAAGGCCCCAGGGAAUAUAAGUAAGUGAAGUAGCCAGGCUUAAUUUGGCACCACAGACCUUAUUUAUUUUGUGGAAUAUCAGGGUGCUGUCAGGACACCAACAUACAUGCAAAAGUUGCAAGCAAGGAUCCAGGUUGCAGGAGGCAAGUUAGAGACCUUUUAUGCUCUGUCAAUGAUCAAUGGUCAGGCCUAAUUUAGGAUAGAAAAACGUAGUCCCUCUAGUGGUGGCCCUAAGCAACAAAUCAUCAGGCUGAUGGAUCACUUAGGCCUAGACCGUAUACUUGUCAUCCUGUGACUGGCGUAUUAAACUGAGGCACUGUGAGCAAUCUUUGGCAAGAUUGUAAAGUGAAGUUAGUGAAGGCUAUGUUCUAAUACUGUAUAUAAAGGUACAAACAGAUACUCACACACAUGCAUAGUUAUACGUGUCAAAAUUGAAAGUAAGCACAUGAGAUGCGCCCUUUAUAUUACUUUAGUUUCUUUUGUAUAGUAGUAUAGUAGUUUGCCUGUCUCGGAGAAGUAAUAGGAUGAUGGCUAGAAUCAGGCUGUAAGGAUAAGUUAAUAACCUUUUGGAUAAAAGGUUUUUGAAAAAUAACCUCUUCCUAUUUUGAAUAAAAUCCUCUUUCUAACUGGAAUAAAAGACAUGAUAAUAAAUGUAUUAUCUAUUUUAACUUGCAGAAAUUCACAUAAUACAUAUAACUGGCUCCCUAGAUUCAGUUCCUGGCCCUAAUGCAAGUCUGCAUUUUUUAAACCACAAGAAAAUUAAAAAAAAAAAAA
Xenopus tropicalis (tropical clawed frog) is the source of this 5444-nucleotide messenger RNA. It is a transcript of the gene cpne4, whose product is annotated as copine IV. Bases 337 to 1998 code for a protein of 553 amino acids. The record is from RefSeq and is a predicted model, not a curated record. The transcript is spliced from 16 exons. Gene Ontology annotation, molecular function: calcium-dependent phospholipid binding. NCBI's taxonomy places the organism in Eukaryota, Metazoa, Chordata, Amphibia, Anura, Pipidae.